AUCACAAUCCCCCAGAGCAUGCAAUCAAGCCUCUUCAACAGCGAAAACGCGAUUGUGAAGCCCGUUCCAAACACCGAGCCCCAAUGGCCGACAACAGCUCAUCUGAUUACAGAGCUCUUUUUCUGCAAGCGGAAGAGGGGCGCAGGCUUGCGGAAGAGGGGCGCAGGCUUGCGGAGGAAGGACGAAAACGCGCGGAAGAGGGGCACAAGCUUGCGGAGGAAGGACGAAAACGCGCAGAAGAGGGACGCAGACUUGCAGAACAGCGCAACUUACCAACCACAUUUCCCGAAUUUAUUCGUGCUUGCCAUACCCUCCUCUCUAUUCCGUUGAGGGUUGCAGCUUCAUCCCGCUCUACCAAGGGCACAAUACCGCAACCGAAGGGGAAAUACUGCCCGACAAAUCUUCUUCAAUGGGCAGAUUUGCCAGCCAAGCAGCAAGAUAUCUUCACCUCCGUCUGUAACUACCUAGAGCCCGUUCGAGGCGCUGCACCACGCCACUUUCCGCCUCAUAUAGCCCUAGAAGAGCUUUCCCGACGCAUAAGUCAUCGCCCACUCAGUAGCGAGCAGGAUCUUGAAACUUAUGAGCGUCUAGCGGUGGAAGAUCACAUUGUGGACAUAAUUGAUGAGCUAUGCAAAAUACCCGAGGCUCAAAAAGAGUUUGGUCUGGGUGAUGGAGUUCGUUUUGAAAAUCAUGCCAACUCCCUGGACGACGCUUAUACAAAUCAAUCCGACUCUCAACGUGCCAGACCGGACCAGUUCUGCAUCCACCGGUUGGACAACAACAUGAGCACCCUACUCACAACAGUGGAAUAUAAGCCGCCUCACAAGCUCUCUGUGGAAAAUCUUCGAACGGGCCUGCGACCCAUGAAUUUCUGGGAAACCGUUGUCAAGCCACGGACCAUACCAAUUAAGGAGAAAGAAAAAUUGAAGUAUAACGCACAACACAUAUCGGGAUCUGCGGUGACCCAGCAUUAUCACACCAUGAUAGAAGAUGGGAUUCCGUAUGCAUACCUGACCAACGGAUUGGCACUUGUCCUCCUUCAUAUCCCAUACGAGGACCCUAGUACCCUUUACUAUUACCUGUGCGAGCCAAAUUUGGAUCUGAAAGCAGAGGAUAGCCGGGCCUUCGACCAACCGAAAACCGCACUCGCGAGGGCGUUGUGUCUUUGCCUGAUGAGUUUUCGUUCGGCUCCCCGUGACCAAAACUGGCGGAAUGCUGCGCGGGCGCAGCUUCAUAUAUGGAAGACUAGCUUUGACUACACCCUUUCCGAGAUACCGGAAGAGGAAUUGCGACAGGUGCCUCCAGAUUCUGAGUACACCAGUUCUGAGUAUACGGGAUCCGAGUAUUUACCGUCGUCCCCUACGUCACCCCCUGAGAGCCGUCGCAUGCCGACUCGGUCUCAGCCCGGAUGUUCGCCGUCCGAUUUGGGUCGUCACAUGGAAUCGACUGAUUCUUCUGAUUCUGAUUCAAAUCAAAUGGCACCUGGCCGUAAGCGAGGUUUUAGUCAGAUUACGUCGUCUCCACCGACUCAACGGGCUGGUCGGUCUGAUUCACACAAUGCACAAGGAGGCCGUUUCCAACAGAACACAGCGAAAUUUUGCACUCAGCGGUGCCUGCUCGGCCUCUGCUCCAGUGACCUUUUGGACUACAACUGUCCGAAUGUGACACGACACCAGCAUGGAGAAAAAGUUGAAAGGCAUCAUAUCAACGGUUCAACCCUACUGCGCCUGCUGAACCAGCAGCUAGAUCAUAAUCUUGACCAUAACUGCUGGCCACUGGGUAAUCGUGGGGCGUACGGGUCAUUAUUUAAGCUGACCUGUGCGGAGUACGGCUAUACUGUAGCUGCUAAAGGGACAACUUCUACCCUCUGGACGGAAGUUUCAGGUGAAGCGGAAAUAUAUCGAAUUCUUCAGAGGGUUCAAGGAGCGGCUACCACUGUCUUCGUCGGAUCUAUUAAUUUGGCGAAGACCUACUUUUUACAUGGUUUCGGCCAAGUGCGCCAUAUGCUACUUAUGGCUUGGGGAGGUGACAGCAUCGCAAAGCUUGAGCAGUGGCCGACACUGCGACAGGAAAUCUUGAAGUCAAAGAAGGAGUUUCGUGCCUUAGGGGUCAUCCAUGGGGACCUUCGACCGGAAAAUAUGCUAUGGAAUGAUGAGCUCAAGCGAGUCCUUUUGAUUGAUCUUCAUAAAUGCCCCUGUGUGGCAUGGGGCAAAGAGAACCUAAUCGGCUCGGGAGAUUUUUCACAGAACCGAAGAGACAUUCAGCAAAAAGUUAAGCAAUGGAACCCUUACAUCCGUUCGACGCGGGCGAACAUCAAGGCAAUGAGCCUGGGUUUCCAUCCCGCCAUUUGCAAUAAGGCUCGCUCAUCUCUUAAGGUGAAGGCAAGAGACACCACACCGGUAUCGGCAAUCAUCAUGGAUGAGAACAAAAAGAAGAAACUAUUAGGAGGUAUUGACAAAUUCCUUGAUGAACGUACUCGUGUUUGGUAUGCGAGGCGCGGCAUUGAAGCCAAACCUCUGUCGCAGAGCAUCUGCCCCAGCUCCUCUAACGUCCGGUGUGAGGGGAAGAGCUUCGGUGAUCCGGACUGA
Messenger RNA from Blastomyces gilchristii SLH14081, 2588 nucleotides. RefSeq lists its product as uncharacterized. Lineage: Eukaryota; Fungi; Ascomycota; Eurotiomycetes; Onygenales; Ajellomycetaceae. The record is from RefSeq and is a predicted model, not a curated record. The coding region runs from base 84 to 2588 and encodes 834 amino acids. The transcript is spliced from 3 exons.